This is a messenger RNA of Tricharina praecox, 1070 nucleotides long. RefSeq lists its product as uncharacterized. Bases 443 to 739 code for a protein of 98 amino acids. The transcript is spliced from 3 exons. The record is from RefSeq and is a predicted model, not a curated record. Lineage: Eukaryota; Fungi; Ascomycota; Pezizomycetes; Pezizales; Pyronemataceae.
CUCUCGACCGCUGUGACUGAAUUCCUACAAAAGGAUUAAAUAGAGGUUGCAGGGGGAUCGGCUGGCUCAGCUCAGGUUUUGAAUCGGUAGCACGUUUCGGGACCAAGCCAGCUCUACCAGGACCGACUGGGAAAGGACAUCUCGGCACCGAGCUCGUCAUAUCUGGCGUUUCCUGAUCCACGUGACCAGCUCUACCAGGGCCGACUGAGAAAGGAGAUCUCGGCACCGAGCUCGUCAUAUCUGGCAUUUCCGGAUCCACGUGGCCAGCGGUAGGAGAGUGGACUGGGGUAGUGGUCGGACCGGUUAUGAACUGAGGCGAUGCAGAUGGCAUCAACGCUGGAGGGUCUCUGUAAUUGAGCUGAUUCUCCGGGUUCCUCUCGGGGUAUCCCUGGGCCACAGGGGCGCGCAACUCGUGAGAGAUCCAGGUUGGAGCAUAAACAACAUGCCAACCCAUCUGGUUCUGGUUCUGAUACUCAUCGAAUCCGUUCGGGUCUUGAAGACAAAUGUAGAGGACAUUGUGACGCGAGGCGUAAAAGUCCCAAAAGUUUCGGUGGAUCUUGUAGCCGUCGGCAGACAGAACCGCAAAAUACUCGCAGUCCUGAAAGGCACCAAUCAUGUGCAUGGUAUCCAUGAAGGCCUGGUAGUUGAUCACAGCUUGGCGAGGGACGCACCACAGGUCGUUGUUUCCGGCCCAAUGUUCAGGGAGAGGAGGACGCGGGUUGCCGGCGUAAACCACUAGACGCAUCUCGGGGCGCGUAUCCACGGCCAUGUCCGGAGAAUUAGGCAUCUCAUCGUAAAGUGAAACUGAUUCCAUUGCUGCCUGUGGUAAUUGUAUGUGUUUGUUUCUUUUCUCGUUGUAUGUGUGUGGAUUUUCGGUGAUUUGAUGAUUUGAUGAGUUUGUACGAGGUCGGGGUUAUGUAUGUGGAUGAUGUGUUGUGUAAUGGUGGUGGUAGGUAGGAAACACGGGGAGUUAGAGGGGUAGAGGAGAUUCAACCCUUCUCUUCUUUGAAUUAGUUGCAAAUGUCCGUCACAAGCACUGUGUGGUGAGGAUAGGGCACUGUGUGGUGAGG